UAUUGCAAGCGAGGUCUUGUUUCCUGGGGGAAGAUGAAAAACGUAGCACAGGUGGCGACGCAAUAAAUACGUUCAUGCAUUUUUGAAGCUUACCUACCUGAUAUUGGCUCAAUCAGUGAUGGGAUGGAGUUGAAAUGGGAGGAUCUCCAGUACGGUGGCACCGUUGGCUUUCCUCGAGACCUGUAUGAUAAGUACUCUUUGGCACCCACCAUGAAAGAACUAUGUGCGAUAGCACAAAUUCGUUCUCCAGUAAAGGCUGAAGUAAAACCAGAGCCCAAAGUAGAAAACGUCCACAAUAAACCAGACUGCAAUCCCUCGGUGGAGCUAGAGAAGACUACCACUCAUGCAAAACAAGUUUUGCCAGAGCCCAAAGUGCCUUUCCCCCGCCUUUCCAGCAUGACAUUCAAAGAGCAGGUCUUAUACAUGCGAUGGCUGAAGCAACAGUUGUCUCUAGACACUAUUCCAGAUGUGAAUUUUUCACAAUUGCAAGAACGUGUGAACAAUGAAACAUCCGAGUUCAUGAAGUACCUGCAAGAUGUGGCAAAGAUUUUUGCCGAUGAAUACAACUACAUGUCCAAAGGAGCAGCUCGGUACUCCGAGGAGUGUCUCAGAGCCAGCCUCGAAAUGGUGAAGAAUUACCCACAGCUCUAUCUCAUCCAUGAAAUGACCAGCAUAACAGGGGGCAAAUUCAACCCUGGCCUGUCCCUCUACCUUGAGAAACAACUGUUGACUUUGGGAAAUGUGAUGAUGGUGGCACUUCCUUCUAAAAAGCUACCAAAAAAUGUUCAGUUAGCAGAAGAUUUUGAGCCAGUGUCAUCAGAGACUCCACCAGUGAAGAAAUCAAGUUGGAUACACACAAGCAUCAGUAAUGACCUGAACGCAGAGAAACUAUACGCAAGAUAUGAACCACAUGUUUGUAUGACCAGCCAGGCUUUUCACAGACUUCUCAACAACCACGGCCCAGAAUACAGUGAGCAGUGGGAGAUUCCUGUCUGGGUGAAGAUGACAACUGGGAAAGAUCCCAAGAAAGAGGUGUACAUUGAUUCACCUCUGGUGGAAACGGAGAUGACCGUGAGGGAGAAGAUCCGUCUCUUCCACGAGGAGAGCAUCAAACUGGCACUGAGGCGGCCCUUCCCGAAGAACGUGCUGGAGCUCCUGUUGGACAGAUCGACAUCGGAUUCCACGGUUGCAUUACCUCAGGGUGAAAGGCCAAGAGUCGAAGAGAGCCAAAGAAGUGUGAUUUCUUUUGCCAAUGACAGCAUUGACUCGGACGUAGACCUCACAGACCUAGAGACCUUCGGCGAAUCAACAGCCAAGAGCCUGAAGGAACCAAACCCGUCUGGGAGUGCUGUGAAAUCGGCACUUGCUGCGGUCAAAAGCCCGCCCCAAGAAGGACCCCUGCCAAGAAAGAGGCUGAAAGGCGAGCCUCCUGUGGAGUGUCCCUCAGACCGCUCCGCCUCUGGCGAUUCGGACGAGGAGCGGCUGGUGAUCGACGCCCCGCCCUCUCCCAGAAGCAGCUCCUCGGAAACGGCCAGGCCCAAGCCCCCGAGCACGUCUGCCACGAAAGAGCCUGCUCCUCCCCCCGAUUCCACCCUCCACGCCCCCAGCUCGCGCUCAUCGGACGGCGUCCCUGACCCGCUGAAUCCCCCCGCCUCGGACACCCCGAGGUCCCCCUCCCCAGAACCGAGCGGUCGGGCCGGGUCCAGCGACGCCUCGCCCGCCACCGGCGAGAAGGCCAGGAGGGCCGGCAGGAGAGCCGCCCCCAGGGCGCCGCAGGACUGCGACCAGCUGGGGCAGAUCCUGCGCAUGCAGAGCGCUCUGCUGAAGCCCAGCCCCAGCCCCGCCCAGGACCCCGUGCCCUCCCCCCCACGCGGGGCCACCCCGGGUAGCUCCGCCCACCCUGCUCAGAGUCACUCGCAGUCCCUGGUGAAGACGUGCGUGUCGUCCUACCUGGAGGCCAAUCAGGGCCCGGUCCAGGGGGCCUCCGUCUGUUCGGCUUCAGCUGCCCCUAGUCCAGAUAACAACCAGAACACUGCAGAGCGCAAGAAACUCCUGUCAGAAGAGCUGAUGCUCAGUGAGGAGGAUAAGCUGGACUAUGCGUGCCCGGAGGAGGGGAACCUGCUGUAUCGCCUGUACAGCCUGAAGGACGUGCUCCUCAUGGUGCGCAGCAGUGUGCCUCUGGCCCGGUGGAAGAUGAAUGAGAAUGUGUCAGAGGUUCUUCCUGUACACUUUUUGCCAAAGUUACAGUACCAGCUGUGUUAUGGCAUAGAGCGCCUCACUAAGAGUGAAGUGUGUCAGUUAUGGGCUGAGAGGCUGCUGCACUCCAGCACUGUCUCAUAUAUAGGGCACAUCGACCCGCUCACGUCGAUGCUGUUCAAGACGGAGGAGCUCUCGCCUGAGAAGAUGGCCAAGGCCUCCUGUGGUUUUGUCCCUGCCAGGCCACUAAAUAUCCUCCACCAUUUGAUCAAAAAGGUUUCUGGUUUGCAGGAGGGGAGGUACCUGCUGUGCCACAAAGCGGGGGAGUCUUUUGUCACCAUCCUGAAAGCGUGCGAGGGAACGUCGACAACGCGGGCGACCUAUGACCUGCACCAGGCCCACGCCCACCUGCCUCAGGCCCCGCCCCACGCCCCUAUCCCCUGGGUGCCUUUGGACCCCACCCACAUGCUCCCUUACCACAUCAAGUACAACCGCGUCCCAUGCACCUUCCCACCAAGGCCAGCUUUCCAGGCGAACAGGACGAGACCCGUGGUCACCAGGACGAAAAGGGGAGGGAGCGGCGGGGUGGAUGAAGCGGUGCGAAGGAGAGGAAACGACAAGCCCAACUAAGCCGAGCACAGAACACGAGAGACCGAGCGGCGGGGAGACUCCGCGCGCACGGGACACGGCUGAAUGAACAGGCGUCCAUUUUCCUCAUCUGCUGCGUGUGCCAAGUCGGUGGAGACUGGCAUGCAGCUAUUUAAAAACUCAUUUCUAAAUCAGUGAUGCUUUCCCCCCGCUGUAGGUAUUUUCUUUUUUUUAUAAAAUGCUGUGCAUUUUAAAGUGUAUUGAUUUUGUCUCCCUUUAAGGGUUGAAGCUUAAUAAUGUAAAAUAUAUCGGACAUUUCCUCCAUAUUCAAAGGUUUGUUAUGUCAAUUCUGGAUUUUGUUAAAUUAUUAAACUUUUGUUUUUGCAUUUGUAUUUAAAA
Anguilla rostrata (American eel) is the source of this 3183-nucleotide messenger RNA. RefSeq names its product interactor of little elongator complex ELL subunit 2 (gene ice2). Gene Ontology annotation, biological process: snRNA transcription by RNA polymerase III; snRNA transcription by RNA polymerase II; positive regulation of transcription by RNA polymerase III. The coding region runs from base 124 to 2826 and encodes 900 amino acids. The transcript is spliced from 15 exons. Lineage: Eukaryota; Metazoa; Chordata; Actinopteri; Anguilliformes; Anguillidae. Gene Ontology annotation, cellular component: transcription elongation factor complex. The record is from RefSeq and is a predicted model, not a curated record.